AUGCACAUCAACGCACUCUUGUUCCUUGCGCUAGCAGGUCUCACCCAGCUAUGCAGUGGGCACAUGCAUCUUCACUAUCCCCCAACACUGAAAGGGGAGAAUAAUCCUUUCACGCAGGGCGAAUCCGACCCGUAUCUCAACUACAACUACGGAUGCUGUGGUCGAGAGGUACCGGGUCCUUGUAAGGGCCACCUAGAUCUCGUAGACACAAAUGAAGGCAAACCGGUCGUCACGUGGUCUCCCGGUCAGAAGGUCAACUUCACUCUAUCCGGAUCUUCUACUACAGACGUGAAAGGAGGAACGCAUUAUGGGGGCAGUUGCAGCGUCGGCUUCUCCACCGACAAGGGCAAGUCCUUCAAGGUUGCGACUACAUGGAACGGGGAUUGCCCGCAUCGCGAGGGCAGCAUUGAUCCGUCUACACAGUCCUUUGACUUCACAAUUCCGGCAGACCUUCCAAGCGGUGACCGGACUAUCUUCGCUUGGACGUGGGUUAACCGGGAGAAGGAGUUUAAUAUGAACUGCGCCGUUGUAACUAUCGCCGGUUCCGAUGGGUCUCAGGAUCCUGGAGGCCAGCCAGCUUCUAGCAGCGCUGCUUCAAAGCCUUCUCCAACCUCUUCCACGGUUCCGAAGCAGUCGUCCGCAGCGCCAUCUCAGCCCCUCAAGAGCCAGUCUCCCGAACCUCCACUGCAACCUACUCAGACACAGCCUUCAUCCGCCCAGCCUACAAACUCCGCGCAAUACACUCUUGAAGGUUGCACCUGCUCUUGUCCUUAUCAGACCUGGUCCUCCGCUUGCAGCUGUUUCGAAUGCAAGUCGCCCACCACCAAGCGCCAUCUCAUUGAACGCAAGGUCCUUGAAUUGCACAAGCGCCAUGUGCAGAAUGCCGAAAAGCUCAACGUCCCUGUUCGACGCGCCGAAGCAGUGGCAUGGAACAGUCGCCCCGAUAUGCUGUUGAGCAUUGACUUUCCAGGUGCUUCUUGCCACUCCAAGGGCAACCCAUUCGAGCUGGAGUUUCCGGACCCUGGGCCAGACGUUGUUGCCGGCGAUGGUGAAUACGAGCUUGCGACCCCUGAUUGCACUUAA
This is a messenger RNA of Didymosphaeria variabile, 1083 nucleotides long. RefSeq lists its product as uncharacterized. The coding region runs from base 1 to 1083 and encodes 360 amino acids. The record is from RefSeq and is a predicted model, not a curated record. The transcript has a single exon. NCBI's taxonomy places the organism in Eukaryota, Fungi, Ascomycota, Dothideomycetes, Pleosporales, Didymosphaeriaceae.